Molecule: messenger RNA, 1383 nt
Organism: Leptidea sinapis
Lineage: Eukaryota; Metazoa; Arthropoda; Insecta; Lepidoptera; Pieridae
Product: CD63 antigen-like
Exons: 5
Coding region: 126-998 (290 amino acids)
Cellular component (GO): membrane
Source: RefSeq, a predicted model, not a curated record
UUUUUCAUGGCAUUGAGAUCUGACUCGAGUUUGUGUACGAACGCGCGAGCCUUAUCGAGAUAUUGAUAAAAAAAUCCCUGAAACAUUCAGUAUUGUGCCAUAUUUCAUGCUGGAGUGUCUCGACAAUGGCGCAAAAUAACCAAGAAGUUGGAAUGAAGUGCAUUAAGUACAUGCUUUUGUGUGUAACAGCCAUUUUUGUGCUUACGUCAGCAUUAAUAAUCUCAGUGGGCACAACAAUCUACGCCAUCUACUACGAUGUGUCGUUCUUCCUGUACGACCAGAUGUUCUCGCCAGCAACCCUCAUCAUCGUCAUCGGAAUUCUUAUGCUGUUCGUGUCUCUGUUCGGAUGCAUCGGAGCGCUGAAAGAGAGUACCUGUCUUGUUAAUACUUUUGCAGUAAUCCUGAGUGCAGUAUUGAUGCUGGAGAUUGGAGCAGCUAUUGCAGCAUACGCGAUGAGAGGCCAGGUUGCUACUAUGUUGGACAACAACCUCAGGGAGACCCUGCCGUACUAUUACUCCAAUCCUGAAGUAGCCAGCAGUUUUGACUUCAUUCAAAACAGGUUGAAUUGCUGUGGUGUGGACACAUAUUUGGACUGGAGUGAAGUGCCUGACGCACCAAAGAACGAAGGCAUUUCAGUAUCCAAUAUCACAGUGCCCUACAGCUGCUGUGCUGAAACAAGAACACGGAUCAUCGAAGACAUAGAAAUAGACGAGUGCAUCAAAAUGUACUCCAACGGCUGCUUGCCCAGAAUAACUUACCUUAUCUACCAAAGUGCCGGUCUGUUAGGAGCUGGUGCUAUGACAAUUACGUUCAUACAGAUCAUCGGAAUUGUAUUCUCAUUCUCUCUGGCCAGUUCUAUCCGUAAAGCGAAGUCGGAGCGCGAACGCAGACGGUGGGAGAUUCAAGAGCGUAUGAUCAACGCCUACACUUCUCUGAGUCCGGAUUCUGAAAAGAAACCAGUUGUCUAUGUCCCGUUCCAAGGGCAAACUGUAGCAUAGAGUGAAGUGUAAAUCUGAAGACUGUGUGAUUUAUUUAAUCGAUUUUAUUUUGUCUUUGUCUUCAUGAAUACAAAAUCGACGUAUUGAAAUGAUCUGAAAAAUCUUAACUGAUUGUUUCAUUAACAUAAUAAAAAAAUAUUACCUACGAUUGAAUAAAUCACAAUUCUUUUAUUUAAAUUAUUUAAGUAUGUUUUCUUCUUAUUAAUACACAAUUUAAUUUGUACCCUAUUAAAAUAUAAUAGGGUACAAACCUUUAAAAUCUAAUUUUAUUAUUGUAAAUCUGUGUUAAUAUCGUAAAUAUAGUGCUAUAAAUAUUAUAGACAUAUUUGAAAGGAUUCCAAUUAAAUGUAUCCUUAUUUAUUAAUUAAAAUUAAUAUGAAAUAAA